AUGAAGCUGAGUGACGUGGUCCUCCUCGACUGGGGCAAGAGGCUCUGCGUGCUUCAAGAUUCUCUCAAUCCUCAAGUUCGUCGCGGUUGUUUGAUCGUCUUUGCUGCCGAUCAUGGAUGCGCCCUACCGAUCGAACAGGGAGGAGAGGCUUGCUCUGCCUUCCCGUCUGUGGUGACCCCCUCCAUCGCCAAGGCUCUCGCUCAUGGAAGCGCCGCCGGAUCAGUGUUGGCUCGAACCACAGGGAUGGAGGUUCAGGUCGUUGACGUUGGGAUCGCGUGCGAUCUCGACACACCUGGACUGAUCCGAGACAAGUCGAUGAGGGGCACAAGCAACUUCACCGCUGGUCCCGCCAUGAGCAUGGAGCAGAUGGACUUCGCGCUUCAAGCUGGGAUGCGAGCUGUCGACCGAGCUGGAGACGUGCAGGCCAUCGCAGUUGGUGAGCUCGGCAUCGGCAACACAACCACAGCAGCUGCGAUUGUCUCGGCAUUCUCUGGAUCAGACCCACAGAAGACGUGCGGAAAAGGGACGGGGCUAGACGCAGACGGAGUAGCGAGGAAGGUCACGAUCGUAAGGAGAGCACUGGAAGCGAAUCAGGUAGCUCUGGAUGCAUAUAAGAAAAUUCUCGCGCAAGCAGGACAAGACCCGCAAGAGCUCAAGCGUCAGGCUCUUCACGUCCUCGCUGCUCUCGGAGGUCUCGAGCUCGCUGCAAUUGUGGGAGCAAUUUUCAGGGCGCGCGAGAAGAAGAUUGCGGUGCUCGUCGACGGCUUUAUCUCCUCGGCUGCUGCCCUUGCGGCCGUGCAUGCGGACCCUGACGUGUCGGAGGCGAUUUUCCUCGCGACUCGCUCAGCCGAGGUCGGACAUGAAAUUGCUAUUGAGGCUCUCCGAGCUCGCAGCACACACACUCCUCCCCCGCCAGUCCUCGACAUGCAGCUUGCUUUGGGUGAAGGCACAGGAGCCGUGCUCGCCUAUCCGAUCCUGCGAGGAGCAGCAGACAUUGUGCGAGAAAUGAUCUCGUUGGAGGACGCGAUGAAGUUGUAGGAGGAGAAACAAGUCACAUGCAUUCUUAUGAAGUUGUAGGAGGAGAAACAAGUCACAUGCAUUCUUAUGAAGUUGUAGGAGGAGAAACAAGUCACAUGCAUUCUUAUGAAGUUGUAGGAGGAGAAACAAGUCACAUGCAUUCUUAUGAAGUUGUAGGAGGAGAAACAAGUCACAUGCAUUCUUAUGCCGCUGUUAAAGGACUACAACAACUGGUUUACCGGACGAGCCACACGCCCUGGCUGCGGUUCAAAACUGCAUCGCUCUCGGGGUCAUAAGUCUUGUAGCCUCCAGCGGUCUGAAUCGGCUGUUGCAUCGGCCAGCCAUCCCUCUGGCCAGAUCCCAUAGCGACGCAGUUGCUCCCAAGCUCAGACUGGCAGAUAGGGUUCUCCGUGUAGUUCUUCACCGGCGCCAUCGGUGAAUAGUAGAAGAGAGCAAGGGGGCGGACGAAUUGCAUUCUGGGCGACUUUUCGGGU
This is a messenger RNA of Guillardia theta CCMP2712, 1511 nucleotides long. RefSeq lists its product as hypothetical. The record is from RefSeq and is a predicted model, not a curated record. Bases 1 to 1038 code for a protein of 345 amino acids. NCBI's taxonomy places the organism in Eukaryota, Cryptophyceae, Pyrenomonadales, Geminigeraceae. The transcript is spliced from 21 exons. Gene Ontology annotation, molecular function: nicotinate-nucleotide-dimethylbenzimidazole phosphoribosyltransferase activity.